Sporothrix schenckii 1099-18 is the source of this 708-nucleotide messenger RNA. Its product is annotated as tubulin-binding prefolding complex subunit PAC10. Gene Ontology annotation, biological process: protein folding; tubulin complex assembly; microtubule-based process. The transcript is spliced from 4 exons. The record is from RefSeq and is a predicted model, not a curated record. Lineage: Eukaryota; Fungi; Ascomycota; Sordariomycetes; Ophiostomatales; Ophiostomataceae. Gene Ontology annotation, molecular function: tubulin binding. Gene Ontology annotation, cellular component: cytoplasm; prefoldin complex. Bases 1 to 708 code for a protein of 235 amino acids.
AUGGCGACACCUAGCAGCAGCAAGGCCGUGGCAACGCCCGACCCCAAAGAUGUCCAUACGAACCCGCGCGGCAUUCCCCAGGCACCGUUUGUCGACAAAGUCGAGGACUAUGUGACGUCGCGUGAGGACGUCGAACCAACGCUGCGGCGGUUCCAGGAGAUGAUCUCGAAAUACCAGUUCAUGGAAUCCAACCUGCAGCGUCGGGUGAGCGGCCUCGACGAGAAGUUGCCCGACAUCCAAAAGACGCUCGACACGGUGCGGUUCCUGCAGACACGGAGGCCAGGCGCAAAGAAGAGCGCAGGCGACAAUGACGACGAUGAGCUGGCGAGCGACGACGACGACGACGACGACGAAAACGACGAGGGCGCGGCCAUCGAGACGACGUUUGAGCUCAACGACACGCUCUACGCCAAGGCCACGAUCCCGCCGACGGACGAGGUGCAUCUUUGGCUCGGAGCCAACGUGAUGUUGUCGUAUCCAAUCGACGAGGCCCAGGCGCUGCUGGAGCAGAAGCUUACGUCGGCGCAGACGACCCGACGCAACUGCGAGGAGGACCUUGAGUUUCUGCGGGAACAGAUCACGACAAUGGAGGUCGCUAUUGCGCGGGUGUACAACUGGGACGUGGUGCAGAAGCGCAAGGAGAAGACGGAGGCCGAGUCGGCCAAAGGCAGCAGUAGCAAGGGCGGCGCCGACGAGCCGGAUGGCUAG